Molecule: messenger RNA, 2454 nt
Organism: Ectocarpus siliculosus
Lineage: Eukaryota; Phaeophyceae; Ectocarpales; Ectocarpaceae
Source: the annotation of a GenBank genome assembly
AUGAACUUCUCUGUAUCGUCUGGAGCAGGUCAAACACGCGAACUUGUCGUCAAGCAGGCGGAGAGGGUUGCGCGCCAUACGCUGGUUGCAGAUAUCAGCAAGCUCGAGGAAAGGAUUUCCGACGACGAACGCGAAUACGAAGCCAAGGCCGCCGAACGACAGAAGGAGCAGCGUCGAAAGGAACAAGAAUUGAAGGAGGCGGCCAUACAGAAUGUCGUGUCCGGAGCUAGCAGCAAGCUCUCAGGCAACUUGUUCGACAGGAUGCAGGGCCUCGCAAAGCUUCAUGAAUCCGCCAAAUCGGCCAUGAAGUUCGAACUUGGGCAACUGGCGAACGUGGGAAAGGGCGCGGGCAAGGCCACGCCAGCAAACGGAGGGUCUUCGACCUCAGUGCAUCGCCACAAAACGCUCAAAGACGACGAUCUAGUCCCGGACGACUCGGUGGACAACGGAGAGCAAGAAGAAGUAGAAGACGUGCUGGGCGGGGAAGGUCUUGAUUUGAGCUACCUCUGGGUGGUGGACGCGGGAAAAGUGCUGUCUCGAUCGAACAAAUCCACCUCCGACACGGAAGGCUCAUCUCACACCGCUAAAGGGGGCACUACUACCGACUCUGAGCAGGAGGCAGAGCAACGAAGGCCAGGAGACGACCGAGUAAGCGGUAACGGCGACGCCGAAGGGGUCGAAAACGAGCAAGGCAGCGGCGCACACGCCGCAAAGAAGGAGGGCGACGGUAGAUUACCCCUUGAUAAGGCAAGUGGCAAGAAAUCUCGAGAUGCCACCAACGGCGGCGGAGAAAACCUCGUUGGUUCCCUCGAACUUGGAGAUGGAGGCGGCGAAAACGCACAACCGAGCAUAGCCCAAGUGGACACCAAAGCGGAAAAGCGGGCUCGCAACACCGAGAAGCGCGGAGAAGCUGGCGGCGGCCGUGCCGGCGACAACGGCGACGCACGGCCUGAGCAGCCGCAAGUUAAAAAACGCAAGGGGAGACUCGUUCCCGGAAGCUUGGUGUUGACGUCUGUGUCGGCGGCGGACCUGCCGGACACAGAGAAGGGCGUGUUCUCCAAACAGGACCCGUAUCUCGUGGCCAGGUGGGGGGAACAGGAGGUGAGGACGAGCGCUAAGCGCGACUCCGGCAAGGCCUGCUCGUGGGUGAAGGAAGAGGUCGCGCUCCUUGUUCGCACGAAGAAGCAGCUCCAAGAGCCGAUAGAGAUCGAGGUGUGGAACGACAACGCCGGCGACAAGAAACCAAGUCCCGACGUCCUCAUCGGAAAAGGGUCCCUCCCCGUCAAGCACCUCGCCUCCGCCGAUCCCGCCGCUCCACCCCACACGACUGGCGGUGGAGGCGGCAGCAGCGGUGGCGGCGGCGGCGGCAGCGCCUCUGCCGGGGUAGGGAAACGCAGGAAUCGCGGGGGCGAUGGCGACGAGCGGAACGACAACUACACAGAUGACGAAGGGGGGAGUGACGGGGGGGUGGUGGUCACAGUGGCUCUCGUGCCGGGCGACCGGAGGGCACGGAAGAAAAAUAACGCGACGGCUGGCGUCGUCACCCUCACGCUGGCGUACACCCCACCCAGGAGGAAGCCUCCCAGGGCCACGAAUGAGCAGGAGGCGGCGGAGGCGGCGGCCGCGCAGGCCAGGCGAGAAGGCGACCGGACCGCGACUGAAACGGACGACGACGCCCUCAGCAGCAUCGCGGGGCUUUCUGCGUGGUCCAUCCAGGGGAAACGAAAUCACCUGUCUGUCCAAGAGUUGGGGGCUGUGAUGUCCCAGACAUUGGAAGGCUUCAACAUCAGGGAAGAGCUUGGCAAGAUCGAGUUCGUGCAGGGGAUCAUCAACGAAGGAUUCGGCCAACGCGGAGCGUUUGCCUACAUUCAAGAGGAACACUUGGUCGGACACCCAAUCUAUGCCCCCCGCGGCGCUCGGAAGCGUUUGCUGGCCCUUGCGGAGCUGAUUCGUCUGCAGAUGAGAGCGGAAAAGGAGAAAGUUACGGCCGUGGAGGACAUCGCCGAGGACGGGUCGCCGUUCUGGUCUCCAGCGCUCGAGCGGGGCUACACGACUGAUGGAGUUGCGUUCUUCGAUACGCUGGCGGCGAUGAACUAUUCCCUCGAGGAGGAUAGGGCCAAACUCGAGUUGACGAAAACGAAUGAGUUCACCACCCAACAACAGGAUGCUCCUCCUCAACCCAAGCCCCCCAAGCCGCGCAGCGCCGCCAAGGAGAAGGUUGACGUUUGGUUAGACCAUGCCGAUCGGUUCAAGAACGGUGCGAUACCAAGAGAAGCGGUCAAGACCGUCAUAAGGGACGCCCUUCUCCUCAACGGGCUGCCGUCCCCGCGAGAGUCCGACGCCAAGAUCAGCCUGCAGCACGCCUCCACGGACGACCAGGGGCUGCGCUUCGACCGGAGCAAGCUCGGGGUCGAGCUGGAACAUCUCAUUCGCAGGGAGUUGUUUAUUCUUUGA